AUGGGCAACCAUUGUCUGACUGGAUUAAAGAUUGCCAAAGCCAGUCCUGCUAUUUUCCACUUGUUUUUUGCAGAUGACACCCUUAUCUUCUGUAGAGCCAGCAUUAAGGAGUCUGAACAAGUGAAGAGGAUCUUGGAGUUGUAUGAAGCAGCAUCAGGACAACAGAUUAACACAGAUAAGUCAUCUGUGUUCUUCAGCAAAAACACUGAGGAAAGCAAUAAGGCAGAGAUCCUCAGAAUAUUGGGGGGAAUGAAGCAGGUGGACCAGAGUAAGUAUCUUGGGCUACCAAUGGUGAUUGGCAGAUCUAAAAGACAAGUCUUCAAUUAUAUCAAGGAAAGAGUGAUGGAGAAGAUCAAAGGGUGGAAAGAAAAGCUGUUGAGCCAAGCUGGGAAGGAAGUGCUGCUAAAGUCUGUGAUACUAGCAAUGCCUGCCUAUGCUAUGAGUUGUUGCAGGCUGCCUAAGACCUUAUGUCAGGACAUAAGUGGAGAAAUGGCUCGCUUUUGGUGGGGGGAGAGUGAGGGGAAGAGAAAGACUCAUUGGGUGGGGUGGGGAAAGUUGGCUGAAAUAAAAGGGAAAGGAGGCUUAGGCUUUAGGGACUUGCUGGAUUUUAAUAAUGCCAUGCUGGCUAAGAUGUUAUGGAGAAUUCUGACACAACCCAAUCUGUUAUUAAGCAAGGUGUUAAAGGGGAAAUACUUCAAAGGGGAAGCAAUUUGGAAGACACAGAUAAAGGCAGGGGACUCUUGGAUAUGGAAGAGCAUUAUGAGUGCAAGGGAGAUGAUGGAAAGAGGUAUUAGGAAGAGAGUUGGAGAUGGCACAACUGUGGAUAUCUGGAAAGAUAGGUGGAUUCCAGGUGAAGGUACGGGUAUGGUGGCCACUCCAAUGCCUGCAGGCUGUAAUAUCCUAAAGGUACAUGAACUAAUUCAGAACGGAAAGUGGAACAAAGCAAUGAUGGAAACUCUACUUAGUGAGAAAGACUGCAGAAAGAUAGAAGAAAUUCCAAUUAGCUUAUGUGCAGGGAAGGAUAAGUUGGUGUGGCCAUUUACAAAAUCUGGGCAGCAUGCUGAAAAUAUAUGGAAGGCAGCUCCAAUUGAUUGGGAUGGGCUUAAAGAGUUUAGGCAUAGUUUUUGGCAUUGGUGGAAUAGCUUGAUGGAUGCACAAGACAGAAUAGAAAGGAGGAACCACAUUGCUUUGACUGUGAAUAUACUUUGGCAGAUAUGGAAAUCAAGGAACCAAGUACAGUUCAAUGAGAUGAGCAACUGCCCAGGGAGAACAGCAGGUAAAGCUGUGCAGGAGUGGGCUGAAUAUAAUGAGGUGAGGAAUGGGGCUGAUAAUAAGGAGGUAAUGGAGAAAGAACAGGGGGCAGGGAUUAGCAGAUGGUAUCCACCCCCUCAGGGCUUUAUAAAACUAAACACUGAUGCAGCCUUGGUGUUGAAGGAUAGGAGGAUUGGGUGGGGAGUAGUGGCUAGAAGGGAGGAUGGGGAGAUUGUAGGGGCUUGGGCAGGGGGGGAGAGCAGAAAUGGUAUCCCAGCAGUUGAGGAGGCCUUAGCUAUCAGAAAAGCUGUGAUAAAGGCUAAACUAUGUGGCUGGAACAAAGUAGAGAUACAAUCUGAUUGUAAAUUGCUGGUGGACAAGCUCAGGGGGAGGGAUAUGGAUGAUCCAGUCACGGGGACUAUUUUACAUGAUGUUCUGAUUUUAAGCCAAGGUUUUGUUACGUGUCAGUUCUCUUUUGUUAAAAGAUGGGGCAAUUGUGUGGCUCAUAAGCUGGCAAAAUUUGCCAUAAACUUGUAUGAUGAAAUUAGUUGGAAGGAUUCCUUUCCAAUUUGGCUUAAUUGUUUAGCCAAAAAUGAUGUAGGAGCAGUUGCUCCAACAAUGGAACCUACUGAGCAGGAUACUAAGCAUGCAAUGGAAACUAAGGCAUUUUUUGAUUUUAUAGAUCUUGGUAUGCUAAAGAAAAUAAUGAAGUCAAGCAGACACAUUUCUGAAUAUGGCAGCGAAGAGUAUAACGGAAUUAAAAGAGUGAGACUUGAGAUUGCUCUAAUGUUCGGAUAUCUAACGAUUUAUGUUGAAGAAGAGAAUAAUCAGGUAGGGGCUACGGAAGCAGCAAUAGAAAUAGUAACUCUUUUAGUAGCAUUUUUGGAAGAUUUAUAUGUGCUGUGUGAAAGAGAUAUAGAUGUAGGGGCUGUUCAGUGA
Messenger RNA from Coffea eugenioides, 2190 nucleotides. RefSeq lists its product as uncharacterized. NCBI's taxonomy places the organism in Eukaryota, Viridiplantae, Streptophyta, Magnoliopsida, Gentianales, Rubiaceae. Gene Ontology annotation, molecular function: RNA-DNA hybrid ribonuclease activity; nucleic acid binding. The record is from RefSeq and is a predicted model, not a curated record. The coding region runs from base 1 to 2190 and encodes 729 amino acids. The transcript has 4 exons.